GCGGAGGAGGGAUGCUUAGGGUAGCGGAGCCCCGAGAGGCACGGGUGGAGGCGGGUGGCUGCAGUCCCUGGGCAGCACCACCCACGCAGUCCAAGCGGCUCACCUCCUUCCUCAUCCAGGACAUCCUGCGGGACCGCACCGAGCGGCGCGGGGGACACGCGGGCAGCCCGCAGCACCAGCACCAGCCGGACCCUAGGAGGGACCCCGCUCCAGAGCCUGAGGAAGCAGGGGAUCGCGGCGUGGCCCCGGAGGACCCGCCAAGUAUCCAGCCCAGCCCCACGGAGACGCCGGCUGAACCCGAGUCAGAUGCACAUUUUAAGACUUAUCUGUUGGACUGUGAACACAAUCCAGGGGACUUAUCAAGUGCCCCCCAGGUCACCAAGCAGCCACAGAAGCGCUCCCGGGCUGCCUUCUCUCACACUCAGGUGAUUGAGUUGGAGAGGAAGUUCAGCCAUCAGAAGUACCUCUCUGCCCCUGAAAGGGCUCACCUGGCCAAGAACCUCAAACUCACCGAAACCCAAGUCAAAAUAUGGUUCCAGAACAGACGCUAUAAGACUAAGCGAAAGCAGCUGUCGGAAGACCUGGGAGUCUUGGAGAAGAACUCACCGUUGUCUUUGCCAACUCUGAAAGAUGACGGCUUGCCCAGUGCCUCCUUGGUCUCUGUGUAUACUAGCUACCCCUACUACCCCUACUUGUACUGUCUGGGCAGCUGGCAUCCAACUUUCUGGUAACAACAGUUCCAAUGAUAACUGCAUGUCAGAAACUGCCUUCUCCAGGGAGUCUCUGGGAAAAAGCUAAAGUGGCUCAUGUCAAGGAGUCGGGAGCAAGAAAUGUACAGAUGCAAACUGUUGAGGGUUCCCAGGGAACAGUCCAGUUCUUCUCUGGUGGGCCAGUGAAUGAUCUGGGGCAGUGGCUAUUUUAGUAUGUAGUCACAGUUCCAAGUGUUCUGUAGCUCACUGCUGUCAGCUCCGUUUAGAGAGAGCCAGACCAGUUCAAAUCCUGUUUCCAGAACUUAGAGUGUCUAUGGAUGCAAUGGCUACAUCAUUCCUAAGAAUUCUGUUUGCUGCAUCUCCAUCCUCUCCCAUAAUCGAGCAUCAUGGAAGGGCCAAGCAAGGGGAGGAAUGGCCCCUUAGAUGAGGAUUUCCUCUUGAAUUAAACUUGGGGUAAAAAGUCUCUUGUUGGCCUUGGACUCUGGCCAGAGUUUCUCUCUGCCCUUGUAAAAGUGAGGGUAAACGGAAGAUUUGAAGAAUGGGGGAAAAAAACAUAGUGAUUGAGGCAGGUUGGCAUAGGCCGUGAAGGGGGUGGAAGGUGGAAUUUUCAACUUCUUACCCUUUUCGCAGUGAUGUGCCAGUCCAAGGAUUUACAGGGCAGCCUGAGUGCGGCAGGAUACACACACUGAGGGGGAUAAAACAAGCUGUGUAAACAGUUUGCCUGCAGGGGUGGGCUUCAAAACAGACUUCCUGUCCAAGGCCUAGGCCUAUGGGGUUUCAACGCUCCAGGUGAAUGCUUCCAUCAUGACUUUUUAUUACCAGUGAAGAAAAGGCCUCUCCCGCCCUUCCUGCCUUCGGGGGAGAACUUAGGCUCAGGAGGUCUGCAGCUUCCCUGGCCUGAAAAUUCACACUUCAUGAUGACAGAUGUGCUAGCAUUUUUAAACAAAGGACCUUCCUUCCCUCCUUUUAUUUCUUGUUCUUUCCUACAGGACUCCUCCAUUCACGCUUUUCAUCUGUGCCUGUCUUACUUAGUGUAAGAUUUGCUCCCACCAUCUCCAAAGUUUUAAUUUUCCUGGUUUAACAAUUAACUAGCUACUGACAUGUUAUGACAUACUUUAAAAAAAAAAUUAGCAACUCAUCUCUUUCCUUUAAAAACACUCAGCGUUAAAUCCCAAGCCCUAUUUAAAGACAUGAGAGCUGAAGAUCACAGUUUCUUUCACAGGGCUUUCUGCUGGCUGAAUGUUACAGUUCAAAGGUUGAUGCCCACUGGGGUCAUGGGGAUCCCUGUAGGCAGAGGAGGUUUAGGGGCGUCUGUUUUUCAUGCAUAAGGAAGAACAGGACAAAAGGAAGGGCUGGCACUGCUGAGGGGUCUUGGAGAGAUGGAGGGGUCUUGGGCAGGGCAUGGCUGCCAGCCCAAGCCAACCAGCAACCAAGGAGCUGAUAGCUUUCAGGAAGAUGCUAUAAGGAGAGGUAAACUGUCUUCAAAAUACAACCUCGCCGUGGCUUCCAUCCACAGACAAGUGCGUAAAUGCUUUGGAGAACUGUGUUUAGGGACUACCCUAAAAUGGUAGAAGUGAGAAAGAGGAAUGGUAGUCCCUCUGUUUCCAUCCUGAAAUCUCAGGUAACCUGCUGAGUGGGAGUUAACGGAGGCAGAGCACACUUAUAGCAACUGAGGCUUUCUUGGGGCCAGGAAAUCCCUUUAUCCCACCACUCAGUGCUAUACAGUGAGAAAUCUUUUAAUUUCCUCCUUUUAAAUGGGCCAACUUACUGUUGGUGGCAAAACUGCCAAAGGAAGUUGAUAGAAAGUUGGCUGCUUGUACCCCGUUCUUUUACUGCCAGGGGCCCCAUUGUUAAAGUCUUGUUCAGUGCCCCUUGUUGCUGACCACUGCGGUAGCAUUAGACCACACCAAAGCUGGAGGAGUCCAGUUCACUUCUUUCUAUCUGUCUUUUGACUCUGAGUUCCCGAUCAGUACUUUCUCUCCUCUCACUAGGACUAGAAUCCAUCUCAGCAUGCACUUCCACUAAGAUUAAACUAUCAGAGUGUGCAGUGUGUGGCAAAGUCAGAAAGGGAAAGGCUUGUGUUUAAAAUUAUUUUUUGGCGGGGUUGGGGAGGUCUGACUCCAUUUUGCUUUCUUCAUACUGGAACUAAUCAUUCACCCACACCUGAACUGGUAGAAACAUGACCUGUUGUCUCCAGCAUGCAAAUGGGAAAGCGCUUUGGGUAUCACCUGGGUGACAUGUCUCUGUCCUGUUUCAUCAGUUGGCUAGCAAACCCGGCUCUAACAGAAAAG
Mastomys coucha (southern multimammate mouse) is the source of this 3001-nucleotide messenger RNA. It is a transcript of the gene Nkx3-1, whose product is annotated as NK3 homeobox 1. Gene Ontology annotation, cellular component: nucleus. The transcript is spliced from 2 exons. Gene Ontology annotation, biological process: regulation of transcription by RNA polymerase II; cell differentiation. Lineage: Eukaryota; Metazoa; Chordata; Mammalia; Rodentia; Muridae. The coding region runs from base 12 to 731 and encodes 239 amino acids. The record is from RefSeq and is a predicted model, not a curated record. Gene Ontology annotation, molecular function: DNA-binding transcription factor activity, RNA polymerase II-specific; RNA polymerase II cis-regulatory region sequence-specific DNA binding.